AUGAUUGCGGCUGGGAGAGCUUUAUCUGCUAAUUCAACAUCUGCAGUUAUUGAUGAACAACCCAAAGAGGAAAGUAGGACGCUGAAGUUUGGAGCACUGCAGGUUGAAAUUACUCCCGUUAAAGCCAAUAUAGGGGCUGCAAUUGCAUUAGUUUUUGGGAUUCUUACAUGGGAGAUAGCUCAGGGAGUUCAAAGCACUCCAGAGAAUUCUUUGCAGUAUGCAAAUGACAAUGCGUUGAUGCUUGCUAAGUCUUUGAGGGGAACAUUGCUUGCUCUUUUUUACUCCUCUACAUUCUUGUCUGCACUUACUUCGGCAGGGCUUGUUUUACUUGGUAUACAACUUAAAUCAGAGAAAAAUUGA
Molecule: messenger RNA, 360 nt
Organism: Vicia faba (fava bean)
Lineage: Eukaryota; Viridiplantae; Streptophyta; Magnoliopsida; Fabales; Fabaceae
Source: the annotation of a GenBank genome assembly